CAAAGCAGUUUCACUUUCUCUCUCUUCCCCCACCCCCACAUUGUUGAUGUUCAGAGGUUCUGUGUGUGUGUAAAAUUUUCACACUUUCUCCCCAGUUAAUUCAUUCACAUAUCGAAAGAGGCCAAAAAUUGAAUUCAGGAUAAAGGAUAACAAGGUAACAGAAAGUCGCUGUUAAUUGGUAAUUGAAGCUUAGCAAUCGCGGGUUUCUCUCCGACCUAGGGUUUGGCUGGAAAUUGGAGUCAAAUCUAUACUUUUGGUUGAUUUUGAUAAGUAUCUGUGGUUUUUAGAAUUUGGAUAUUUCCAAUUUGUGCCAAGACUGCAUUUUUGUGCAUGCAUGUUUGCUUAUGUGUUGAACUAUCCGGGGGUUUUGUGAAAUAGUUAUUGGAAGUUUUAUUCUGUGGGGUUUAAAGGGAAAAGUUAUGAUUCUGGGGUUUUGAGGGGUGGGUCUGUAAUGGGUAGUACAGGCGAAGCUGACAAGAAACGGCGUCAUGUUAGCUCCUUAUCGCCCACUCCCGCCAUGGCCAAGAAGCAUCGUCUGGCGGCGCUAUCUGAGGAGAAAAAGCUCGACGCGGCAGUGCUUCAAUUUCAAAAUAAAAAACUCGUACAGAAGUUGGAAACUCAGAAGGUUGAGAUUAAUGCCCUCGAGGACAGAUUGUGUCAGUUGAGGGAUAAACAACAUUCAUAUCAUAAAACUUUAGCCGAGGUCGACAAUUCAUGGAAAGAGCUGGUUGAUCACUUGGCGUCACAUUCUAACUGCACAGUAGAAAAUACAAAAGAUGUUCGAGGUUUUGGACGCCACCUAGCAAAAGAAGAUUGUGAUUCGCCACCAGAGGAUACUUUACUGAGCCGGCUCCUAGAAACUGGUGCAACCGAAAAUAGCUCAGCCAGUACAUUAAUGAAUCCAUCUGAAGAAGAGGGAAAAAUAAAUGGUGAAAUGACAGAGAAAUUAGAGAUUAUACUCAAGAAUAUAAUAGCUUCUUUUGAUGAUUUGAACAAUUUGAAGAGUAUAUUGUACGCGGCAUCCCUGAAGACACUCUCUUCUAAUGGACAGAGCCAGAAGGUGGUUUUUUCUGAUUUGCUAACCGAGGUUAGAAAUAUGAGGAUGGCAACCUUGAAGCUCCACUUGAAGCAUAAAUUGUUGGCUGGUGAGCUGCAAAGACAUAGAGACACCAACGCAAAGAAUAAAGCUGAUCUGAAGCGUCUGAAAGGAGAAUUAGAAACUACAAUUUGUGAACUGGAAGAAAGCAACCAUAAGUUGGCGGUUAUAAAAGCAGAGAGAGAUGUGGCGAAGGGAGCAUCUUUCCCUGUUCUAAAUCAAGGGAAUAGGCAGGCAACGAAUGAUAAAGUAAGGGACAAAGAAAGAGACUUGGAAGAUACGGAGUCAACCCUGAAGGAACUAUUGGAGCAAUCGUCAUCUCGACUAGAAGAGCUCAAGCGUUUUCAUGAAGAUAGGCUGAACACAUUAAGAAACUUAUCAAAUUUGCAGAGCAACUUAAAGAAUGUUCACUGCAUUUGCUCAUCCCAAGCAUAUAUUUUACUGAAAGAUCAAUUGACAAAGGCUAAAGCAGACGUAGUUGAAUAUCAAGCCCUUUAUGAGAAAUUGCAGGUUGAGAAAGAGAGUCUUUAUUGGCGGGAAAAAGAAAGUUUCAUGAAAAAUGAGUUAGUUGAUGUGCUUCAGCAAUCUUCAGCUGUUGCUAACUCCAGAAUAAGUGACUUGGAAGCGGAGAUAGACAGAUACUACAAAGAAAAGGAUUUAAUUGAGGUCAAGCUGGACGAAGCAUCUAAAGAACCUGGCAGGAAAGAAAUUAUUGCGGAGUUUAAAGUUUUGGUUUCAUCAUUUCCUGAGAAAAUGGGUCGCAUGCAAAAUCAGUUAGCUAAACACAAGGAGACUGCUGCAGACAUUCACAGUUUGCGAGCUGAUGUAGAAUCAUUGACUAAUAUUCUCAACUGCAAGGAUAAGGAGUUGGAGACUUUGACUUCCAGAUCAGCGCAGCAAAAUGCCGAAAUUCAAAAACUACAAGCAGUGAUCAGUGAUUUAAAGGCGACAGUUACAGACUUGAAGCUCUUCCUAGAAAUGUAUGGGCACCAAUCGGUUGACUCAAGGGAUGUUUGUGCAGCUAGAAGUGCCGAGAUAAAGGCAUGGGCUCAAGUUCAAGGCCUUAAAUCCUCCCUUGAUGAGCGUAAUCUGGAGUUGCGAGUUAAAGUUGCAAUUGAAGCAGAAGCAAAAGCCCAGCAGAAAUUAGCUGCUUCAGAGGCUGAGAUUGCUGAGCUGAGACAGAAGUUAGAGUCUUCUAAUAGCAGGGAAAAAUCAAGCCUUUCUGACGGCUUAAAAUCCAAGCAUGAAGAGACUGAGUCCUACCUGGUUGAGAUAGAGACUAUUGGGCAGGCGUAUGAUGACAUGCAGAGCCAAAACCAGCAGCUUUUGCAGCAAAUCACUGAGAGAGAUGACUAUAAUGUUAAGCUUGUUUUAGAAGGUGUGCAUUCAAGACAGAUGGGAGAUGCUCUGCUUAUGGAGAAGAGAAUGUUGGAUAAGUCUGUACAACAGACCAAGAAAACUGUAGAUUUUUAUAACUUUAAGGCUAGCCGAAUUGAAGACCAGUUGAAGGGCUACUUAGAUCAGAGACAGAGGCUUGCAGAAGAUAGAGCUCACAAUGCUGCUGCUUUGGAAAGCACUCAAAGAAGACUGUUAGAUGUUAGGAAAACUUCUCAACUACUGAUGGGAACAGUUGAAGAAGCACAGACGCAGGUUGAUAGGAGUAGGGUGUCUCUUACUGGAAUGCAGAUAGAACUAGAGAAAGAAAGGUUUAAGAGGAAAAGGGUUGAGGAAGAUCUAGAUAAUCUAAGGAAGAAGGGUCAACAACUAAAAUCCCAAGUUGAGGGCUCCUCUGUAAUUGAAAAGCUCAAAGAGGAACUCAGGGAAUACAAGGAAAUUCUGAAGUGCAGUGUCUGCCUUGACAGAAGGAAAGAGGUGGUCAUCACAAAAUGUUAUCAUCUGUUUUGCAAUGCUUGCCUUCAGAGAAUAAUUGAAACACGUCGCCGUAAGUGCCCAGUUUGUGCGGCAAGUUUUGGCGUCAAUGAUGUCAAACCUGUAUACAUCUGAUCAUUAUGGUUCCUGGCAUCAAUGGGUAUGCCUACCGGUCCAUGUGCACCUAGAAGUUCACUCCGACGAUGAUAUUUCACAUGUACUAUAUGAUACUUUUUGCUCUGCUGAAUCCAAGAAAAAACCACAUCGCAACUGAUAGAGGUUCCUUUCCAGAAAUUGCUAGUAGUGUAGGUUUGCGCUUUCUGGAUUAGACGCUGGAAGUGUUUUUUGAUUUUUUUUGAAAUAGUGUUCAUGAGUUGCCCUCUUCAUUUGACUGCUCCAAGAAACUGGGUGCUUUUUUGACUUGCUGCUUGCAGAUUGAAUUCAAUCCAGUUCUAUAUAUGAUGGUUUUACAAGUAAACGAAGCAAUGAUGCAAAGCCCCGUUGUUUCCAAGUGUGUAUGGAUUAGCAUGGAGCUUCAUAUGACUUUGGUCUUAGACUCUUAGGUUCUUCUAUGCUGCUGUGUACAGAUUUUAUAUCUCAAUUUUGUUGGUAGUGUCUAGUUUGAGUUGUUUUAGGAGAAACAAGCAAAAUAUCAAUGUUCAAUCAGUAAUUUUUCAUUGUCAA
Molecule: messenger RNA, 3649 nt
Organism: Salvia splendens (bonfire salvia)
Lineage: Eukaryota; Viridiplantae; Streptophyta; Magnoliopsida; Lamiales; Lamiaceae
Product: E3 ubiquitin-protein ligase BRE1-like 1
Exons: 19
Coding region: 452-3100 (882 amino acids)
Cellular component (GO): HULC complex; nucleus
Molecular function (GO): metal ion binding; ubiquitin protein ligase activity
Source: RefSeq, a predicted model, not a curated record